AAUUAAACCAUUGAAUACUUUGCAUUUGCAUUUGCAUUUUACCUCUGAAACUAAAAAGAUUAGUUUUUUAAGGCGUGACGGGUUAGUUUGCAAAUGGGUUUUGUGUAGGAUUCACGUUUCAGUAAACCAAUUUGUGUCACUAACGUUCUGCGUACCACGUCUGAUUAUGCUCUUCUUCUCUCUCUCUUCUCAUUCAUGAGCUUUCUUUUAUAUGCUGUCUGGUGGGCGAGCAUAUAUUCUUAUUUGAUGUUGAUGUGCAGGUGGUCUGUUUAUUACUUAUGCAGAGUCUUUUAGAGUUUACUUGCACAAAGAUCUGAGGGAUUUUUUUUUUUUUUUUUGGGUUGUGGGGUGGUGGAUUCUUAGGAAUUGGAUUCGAUUUCUGUGGUUAUUUUUGCUAUUUAUGUGUCAAUUCCAAGUUAAACUUUGGUUCAGUUACAGCCCUUGCUUGCAGCUGUAAUCAAGUUCAAGUUCUGGUUUUGGGCUCAAGUUACCUUCUUUGAUAUUAGAUUUUCAGGGAGUGCUAAGAGCAAUCAUGAAUGCGUUAGUAGCAACCAACAGAAACUUUAAGCUGGCUGCAAGGCUGCUGGGGUUAGACUCUAAGCUUGAGAGAAGUUUGCUCAUUCCUUUCAGAGAGAUCAAAGUUGAGUGUACCAUACCCAAAGACGAUGGCACAUUGGCUUCUUUUGUUGGGUUCAGGAUUCAACAUGACAACGCUAGAGGACCCAUGAAGGGAGGAAUAAGAUAUCAUCCAGAGGUUGACCCAGAUGAGGUGAAUGCUUUAGCACAACUCAUGACAUGGAAGACAGCAGUAGCAAAUAUCCCAUAUGGUGGUGCGAAAGGUGGGAUAGGAUGUAGUCCUGGCGACUUGAGUGUAUCUGAGUUAGAACGACUCACCAGGGUUUUCACCCAAAAGAUUCAUGAUCUCAUUGGAAUUCACGCAGAUGUUCCAGCUCCUGAUAUGGGAACAGGUCCUCAGACUAUGGCGUGGAUACUGGAUGAAUAUUCUAAAUUUCAUGGCUAUUCUCCUGCAGUUGUGACUGGAAAACCUAUUGAUCUUGGUGGAUCUCUAGGCAGAGAUGCAGCAACAGGACGAGGAGUGCUCUUCGCUACAGAGGCACUGCUUAAUGAGCAUGGGAAGACCAUUUCUGGACAACGAUUUGCUAUACAGGGUUUUGGAAAUGUGGGUUCCUGGGCUGCUCAGCUAAUCACUGAAAAAGGUGGAAAGAUUGUUGCGGUAAGUGAUGUCACUGGAGCCAUCAAGAACACCAAUGGUAUCGACAUUCCAAGCCUACUCAAGCAUGCCAAGGAACACCGUGGUGUCAAAGGAUUCCAUGGCGGAGAUCCGAUAGAUCCUAACUCAAUAUUGGUUGAGGAUUGUGACAUUCUCAUCCCAGCAGCCCUUGGUGGUGUUAUUAAUAGGGAAAAUGCAAAUGACAUUAAAGCCAAAUUUAUUGUUGAAGCUGCUAACCAUCCAACUGAUCCAGAGGCUGAUGAGAUCUUAUCAAAGAAAGGUGUAGUUAUACUUCCAGACAUAUAUGCAAACUCUGGAGGAGUUACAGUUAGUUACUUCGAGUGGGUGCAGAACAUCCAAGGCUUCAUGUGGGAGGAGGAGAAAGUAAACCAUGAGCUAAAGACUUACAUGACAAAAGGGUUCAAAGAUGUGAAGGAGAUGUGCCAAACCCACAAUUGUGAUCUACGUAUGGGAGCCUUCACCCUUGGAGUUAACCGUGUUGCGCGAGCCACUGUUCUUAGGGGUUGGGAAGCUUGAGAAAGAAAGAAAAAAAGUUAGUUUGAAUAAAGAUUUGAGGCUUUGAAUAAGAGGUUUUAUUCUUGGUUCUCUUGACCAAGGUUUUGCUAUCAUGUCUUCCCUAGAGUCGAUUACAUCGCGAGUUUUACUAGUUCUGUAAUUUUAUGGUUUGUCCAGCCUGAUGGAAACAAUAUUCAAUCAAAGAUGGAAUGAAAGUUCUUAAUGGUUUGUAUGCA
This is a messenger RNA of Pistacia vera, 1983 nucleotides long. Its product is annotated as glutamate dehydrogenase 1. Gene Ontology annotation, cellular component: mitochondrion. The coding region runs from base 533 to 1768 and encodes 411 amino acids. NCBI's taxonomy places the organism in Eukaryota, Viridiplantae, Streptophyta, Magnoliopsida, Sapindales, Anacardiaceae. Gene Ontology annotation, biological process: L-glutamate catabolic process. Gene Ontology annotation, molecular function: L-glutamate dehydrogenase (NAD+) activity. The transcript is spliced from 10 exons. The record is from RefSeq and is a predicted model, not a curated record.